AAACUUGAGUCAAUCCCACAGUGAAAGACAGUGUCAUGCCAACAAAUCAUGAAGAUAUAAAACCGGUGUUAGUACCUCCGUUGAACUUUUCACUUGUGGAAGACACAAUCUAUCGGCUGGGAUUCCCCAUGCCUAUAAACUACCCCUUUCUUAACACAUUAAAACUAAAGACGAUCAUAUAUUUGGGCGACUUGGGCCAUGAGAAGAAGGAAAAGAAGAAAGAUAAGCACGGCACGGGUGAGAUCAUGCAGAAUUACCAAGAUUGGUUGAAUACUACCGAUAUAACAUUCCAUAACUUGUUGGUGGAGUCCCUGCAGGAGCCGUUCAAUAAGCGAGAAGAACACGAGCAGACGAUAAAGAGUUUGACGAUCGCAUUACAGUUAAUGUUGAACAAGGAGAAUUUCCCCAUGUUGAUACAUCUGAACAAGGGGAAGCACCGCACGGGGUUGGUAGUUGGGCUAAUGAGGAAGUUGCUCCAGGGUUGGUGUCUUAGUGGGAUCUUUGAAGAAUAUGAGAAAUUUGCCAUGGGUAAAUCGGAAUACGACUUAGAGUUGAUUGAAUUAUGGCAGCCAGAGUUGUACGUUGAUGAUACAAAUAAACCUGAAUUUGUGCGCAUAUAAAAAACUAGAAAUUAUUCUUCAUUUCACGAAGUUUGGUAAUCACGUCACUGGCCUUGGUUAAGCCGGUGGCCUUUUGAACUUGUGGAUCUGUCAACAUCAUAAAUGGAUUGAACUUUAAUUCAUCGGCAAUAGUGAAUUUCCCCGUGGUGAAUUCAUUCUCAUUAGCAAACUUUUCCAAACUAGCGAUAGCAUCAUUAUUCAACACCGUCUUGGAAAACUUAACAUUAGACUUUGUAUAUUCAUGUCCAGGAAACACUCUUGUGUCUUUGGGUAAAUGGGCCAAUACUCCGUUCAAGGCAUGGUCCAUUUGCACACCGUCCCCCUCAAAGAAUCUCCCACAUCCACUAAUAAACAAGGUAUCACCAGUAAACACCGCUUUUUCCUUUGUCUCUUUAUCUUCAACGUAAUAACAAAUAGAAUCUUGCGUGUGGCAUGGAGUAUACAACGCAGUAACUUGAACAUUCUCACCAAGGUCGAUGACUUCGCCAUGGAGAGGUGUAUAAGUAACUAGAGGAGAAUCACGCCCAGCAAUCACAGGCAAUCCGGGGAAUUGCUUAUGGUAGUGCUUGUUACCAUCAGAAUGGUCAUAGUGAUGGUGAGUGUUGACAAUUGCCUUGAGUUCAAACUCUGUCUUGUUUGUGUCGAGAUACUUGGAAAUGUCUUCGGGUUGGGCAGGAUCAAUUAUCCAGGCAUGUUUGGUGGGGGUGUCGAUAAUGAGGUAGGCAUAGUUGUCACCACGACCCCAGCGCAUAGGAAUUGAUUUGAUUUGCAUGUUUCGGAUGAAUUGUCUAAACAUAAACUGGACGUCGAUUGACAGCUAAAGAGAAAGUGUGGAGGGGGGUUGCGUUUUCCGUAAAGGAAAUUUGCAUAUCCACCGCACCACCCUCCCCAAUUAAUUUUUCUCGAUUACUAAGACGGUUGCUGCCCACUUACCCUCCCAGUUUUGCUACAUUAAUUUUUAUUAGUAACAUAAACAUUUCUAGAUACAGAGUGGUAUUGCUUGUUACUUUAUUGGCUUUUACUUUAUGAAAUUACUCUCAACUAUUCCUCCCACUUCUUUGCUUCCAUUCCCUCGGGAGGAUAAGUUUCAAACUCCUUAUCCUUAGCUUCAUCCCAACUGGUAGUCAACACCGUACCGUUACUUUGAAUAUAUGACUUCAUCAUGGCUCUUCUCGUAUCAUCAUCGACAUCCUUAAACAACUUCCCAAAGAAACCCUGAGGAUCGUCAUUGUCAACUUCGUCAUCGCCAACUUUAAACUUAUUCCAAUCAACCUUCUUCUUGGAACUCGAUGGGUACUCAGUUGCAUCUUCAGCUUCGUCAGCUUCUUCAGCUUCGCGUUCCAAUCCGUGCCACUUUUCAUGAGCCUUCUUCUUGAGGUAUAUUUCAAGCUUGGUAGAAAACACUUUGAAGCUUGAAGCUUCGGGAUCUAUGUCGGCAAACAAUGGGUCUAAAUUGUAAUUGUAUUCCGAACUGGCACUGCUGGGGAAGGAAAUCGAUACAGAGUUUGGUGUGAAAUGGAUGUUGAGCUUGUCUGAUGGAACAUUCUUGGCGUAAAUUGUGAUGAUAACUUCUUCAUUCAGUUGGUACCAGUCUUCUCUGAUUUUGAUAUUCAAUGGCGCGAGUUUGUUAAUCACGUCGAUAUUGGUAGACUUGGUGCCUUCGGUAACUGUAGGAGCUGGUGCAGGCUCUUCCUCCUCUUCAAUGUCAUCUUCUGGUUCAGAAUCACUCUGUUCCUCAGGAUGAUUUUUCACUUCAUACUGUAAUUUAUCUAACCAGACAGACACACUCUUUUCCAAACAGUCAUACUCCUUGGCCUUUUGCAUUUGUCCCAAGGCCAAUUUGUACUUGUGCUCAGCAUAGUAAACUAAACUUAAUUUGAAGUAACACAACCCAAGAUCAUUCCGUUUCCCUCGUUCUUGGGCAAUUGUGAAUGCACUGGAAAUGUCCUCCUUAGCCUUAUCGAAAUUCUUCAACUUCAAGUAUGAGGAAGACCGCUUUAGAAGUGCCUUGAAUGUUUUGGGAUUCUCAUUCAAUGCCACGGUAUAGUGAUGAAUCGCGGUUAGAUGAUCCUUAUUGGAUGAUGCCUCGUCACCCUUUUUGAUUUCAAUUUCAAUGGCCAUACUCCUAUGUGUGUGUUGGUUGCAGAAGAGAACAACAAAGAAAGUU
Spathaspora passalidarum NRRL Y-27907 is the source of this 2787-nucleotide messenger RNA. RefSeq lists its product as uncharacterized. The transcript has a single exon. Gene Ontology annotation, cellular component: cytoplasm. Bases 36 to 620 code for a protein of 194 amino acids. Lineage: Eukaryota; Fungi; Ascomycota; Pichiomycetes; Serinales; Debaryomycetaceae. Gene Ontology annotation, molecular function: phosphatase activity; inositol diphosphate tetrakisphosphate diphosphatase activity. The record is from RefSeq and is a predicted model, not a curated record.